GAAAAAAAUGUAAGAUUUUCAGCUUACGCCGUAAGAUUUCUCAUUAAAAUGUAUAGUAAUGAUAAUUAACAAUUGAUACCGAAAAUAGUUCUGAGUUUGAGUUCUGCUUCGACUUUGAGCAUGCUCGUUUUCAAAGCGAGGUUUCUCGCCAUGCGCGCCAAAUAGAAAACUGCUUUAUACGAAAAAAUGGCGGCGUUGAGUGGUGGAAGUUGGGAAACCAACUUUCAGUCAUUUUACAACUGGAAGCAGACACUUGAAACUGAGAAGUGGAGCAAAAAAUUCCGAAAAAUAGAUGAUAACCAGGAACUGAAAUGGAGAACUGGAGCAGCAACUUUCUGGGCAAUGGCUUUUAUGCCCUUUAUAGUAGGACUUCUUCAUUUGACAUCCAGUUUCAGAAUCUUUAGCCCCUUGCUUUGGAUUGAAGAUGCUAUCACUAAAGUGCUCUCAGGCUGGUUCCUUGCUUCUGUACUAGUGAUCCAAGUUUUAUGCAUCCCUCUACUGCUUGUCCAUUUGAAAUGCACAAAGGUUCAAGUUGUUCCUUUGGAGACUAGAUGGAAGCAAAUUCUGUUCAUUUUGCACCCAAGACAGUUGAUCUGGAUAUUGGCUAUAGCCACAGACUGCCUCAUUCUAACAAUAAUCUUCAUGAGUUUGAUAUAUGACAGCAUUGCAACAAACCUAUGUAAAAAUGAAUCUAAGUGCAUCAGUCUUUUCAGAAAUUCUAUGCUUUUCUAUGGUGUUCUUUGUGGUGUCAGGUACGGAAUUGUGUAUUUCAAAGAUAGCAACUAUGUGAUACAAUUUCCAGUCAUUCAAGAAAAAAGGUUUUUUAGAACGCGAGCAAUCCUUCCUAGCUGCUUCAAGAACUCUCUAAUUAGUGCAGUUCAGUCUCUCAAAGUCUUCUACAUUUUGAAUAUACUAGUUGGCCUCAGUUUUGGUCUUCUCAUUAACGUCUUCUCUGGAUAUGAAAGCAUGUACUCAUUCGCCCUGAAUGCCCUUUCAAUAAUGAAUUUUUCAUUUGUGUGGCUUUGUAUGGUUAUUGGUACAGCAAUAGCAAUGAUAUUAAACAUCGCCGAGUGCUUGUUCAAGAUCUUUAUUACCCAGUCAUAUUCAUUCUUGUUGGAAAAAGAUUUCAUCAGUGAUCAUCGGUUGCUGCUUCAAGAAGCGUUGUUGUCAAAUAACCAAGUUCUUAAACAUCUUGGUUUUCUCGAUCUUUGCCACAUCGGAAAAUUUGAUGAAAAGCGCAGGAGAUCUAUUUUUGCAAUUUCUUUACCAGGAGGCCAUCCUGAGAACUGGAAUCUGGUCCUAUCCCAGUACCUAACAGCAAUCGAGGAAUCAGUCAAAAAGUUUCAUGAAGCUUACUCACAGGAAGUGAAAAUUAGGCAGACAAAUGUUAAAUCGCCAUUUCUGGCAAGUCCUUCUCCUUCAAGUGUGCCAGCUGUUACUUCUCCAAAGACAUUUCCAUCGACAAAAACUGCUUCUCUCUUCUCACCAGUGAAAUAUUGGGACUCAACCGAAGAUGUUUCAGAGAUAAACAAGAAACCAAGAGCUGGAUACAAAGACCACAAGCAAAUUUUGACGCAAAAGAAGGCAACCUUACUGUCAUGGCUGUUUGAAGAGCGUCCCGAUUACAAAAAAGAGUCCCUUUUUCAAGAUCAACAAUUAGUUCUGUGGGCCCUUGAAGGUCUUUCAACACUAAUAACGGCAUCAUUUAGUGAGGAUGCAUAUGGUGUUGUUCAGAGGAUGCUACCAGAUAUCUUGAUUAUCCUCAUGUCCUAUCAAGAGACAAUUGAAAAGUUCUUGCAGACUUCUAUCGCUGAUGACAAAAUGCAAGUAAAUAAACUCAAAGAUUUCCAAAAGAAGAAGGCGGCGACAGGCAUAGCACAGUCAUACAAACUAGCCGUUCAAACUGCAAUUUACAGAAUUACUUCGAAAUUUGGAUGUCAUCUAGACUCGGUUAGAAUUCCACGUGAAUACCGAAGACGACUAGAUGCCUUCAUUGAAUUCCGUGAAUAAAAACCGCCGAAAUGACAUACUUCUCGAGGAGCAAAGUACUAGUUCCGUCUUCGAAAGGAGGAAGCUUUGGAAAGCGUUUGGUUAGCACGGUUAGUGCUCGACUGGAGGAAGAGAGACGGCUUAUUGUGUUGUUUUAAAAGUAUGAAUAAUGCUUUGGGGUACUAGAAUCUUGCUUUCAAAAAAAGUUGUUAAUUAUUCAAAUAGCUUUAUUUUAGAUGAUCUAAUUUUUUGUUAGUGGUUAGAAUUGUCAUAAUCUUGUUGAGAUUGAGAAAAUAAACCUGUUUACCUGGUUUCAA
Molecule: messenger RNA, 2306 nt
Organism: Rhopilema esculentum
Lineage: Eukaryota; Metazoa; Cnidaria; Scyphozoa; Rhizostomeae; Rhizostomatidae
Product: nucleoporin NDC1
Biological process (GO): nuclear pore organization
Cellular component (GO): nuclear pore transmembrane ring
Molecular function (GO): protein-macromolecule adaptor activity
Source: RefSeq, a predicted model, not a curated record